Molecule: messenger RNA, 1076 nt
Organism: Alligator mississippiensis (American alligator)
Lineage: Eukaryota; Metazoa; Chordata; Crocodylia; Alligatoridae
Gene: CLXN
Product: calaxin
Exons: 6
Coding region: 47-673 (208 amino acids)
Molecular function (GO): calcium ion binding
Source: RefSeq, a predicted model, not a curated record
GGUAACCGCGCGGCGUCCCGCAGCAGCUGCCGGGCCCGGCGGCGCCAUGAACAGGAAGAAGCUGCAGAAGCAGGCGGAGGCGCUGAACCGCAGCGCUAGGCAUUUCCGUCGGCCCGAGGUGGAGUGUCUCAUCCGGCUCUUCCACACGCUGGUGCCGGAGGCUGGCGAGCGCCGCGGCGCCGCGGGGCUGGACCGCAACGCCUUCCGCAGCGUCCUGCACCUCACCUUCGGCAUGACCGACGACAUGAUCAUGGACCGAGUGUUUCGUGCUUUUGAUAAGGACAAUGAUAGCUGUGUCAGUGUAAAGGAAUGGGUGGAAGGCUUAUCAAUUUUUCUUCGGGGGACAUUAGAAGAAAAGAUGAAAUAUUGUUUUGAGGUUUAUGACCUGAAUGGCGAUGGAUACAUAUCACGAGAGGAGAUGUUCCAUAUGCUGAAGAACAGCCUCCUAAAACAACCAACAGAAGAAGAUCCUGAUGAGGGAAUUAAAGACCUGGUAGAAAUAACACUGAAAAAAAUGGACUAUGACCAUGAUGGCAAACUUUCUUAUGCUGAUUUUGAAAAAGCUGUAAGAGAUGAAAAUCUUCUUUUAGAAGCAUUUGGACCGUGUUUGCCAGAUAUAAAGAGCAGCAUGGCAUUCGAAAUGCAAGCUUUCCAAGAAACUCAUGAUCUGUAGCUCUAUAACUAGAUUUCUGCUGUUAACUGAUUCAGAAAAUCUGUUUUUCUUAAGACAUUAAAAACAGAAGCAAAUCAGGAUUUAGUUUAACGCUAAAAACUAAUAUUCCUAUUUUUAGUAUAGCUUCUAACCCAUUUCUUCAGUAUUAGGUAACUCAAAUACUUCCUUUUAAAUGAUCUGCAGUUCUUUUACGACAGAAAAAGUUACUUGUACACCUGGAACUCUUGCAUCUCAACAGCAAUAGGUAUACAGAGGACUGUACUAUAAACACUUGUUUGAUUAAUGAAAUGUACCAAAAAAAGUUUAGAAUUUUUAAACCACCACUUAAAUCAUUUUGAAAUAUAGUUUAUUUUUUACUUGUUACAUUAGAAAAAUAAAUAACUGAAAUUGUAUCCUUUAAAAA